CCUUUAAAAGGAGACCAAAGCAAGCACCACUUAGUUCUAAUUCACAAGCACUGGCUGGCUGGCUAACUGACCAACAUGGAUGUGGAGAAAGUCUUUCAUAUGACUGGAGGAGUCGGCAAGACUAGCUAUGCCCAGAAUUCUUCUCUCCAGAAAAAGGCAUCAGAUAUGGUGAAACAUAUAACCAUGGAAACAAUACAAAAACUUUACUAUGCUAUAGCUCCGAAGAGCUUAGGCAUAGCUGAUUUGGGCUGUUCUUCUGGACCCAACUCCUUAUCUCUCAUCAAAGAUAUUGUUGAACUUGUUGAAGAAACUAGCUAUAAAUUAGUUCAUCCCCUACCAGAAUUUCGAGUAUACCUUAAUGAUCUUCCAACAAACGACUUCAAUUCAGUCUUUAAGUCCUUGCCUGAUUUUUAUAGGGACCUUAAGAAAGACAGAAAUGAAGGUGGCCCUGCUAUUUUCAUAGCAGGCUACCCUGGUUCAUUCUAUGGAAGACUGUUUCCAAACAAUUGCUUGCACUUCAUCUAUUCAUCUUACAGUUUACACUGGCUCUCCAAGGUACCUCCAGCUCUUUACGAUGAGCAUGGCAAGUCUGUCAACAAAGGAAACGUUUACAUUUCUGAAUCUAGCCCUCCAAGUGUGUCCCAAGCCUACUGGAACCAAUUCCAAGAGGACUUUUCAUUGUUCCUGAAAUCACGAUCUGUGGAGCUAGUUACAGGCGGGAGAAUGGUGCUCAUUCUAUUGGGAAGAAUAGGCCAAGAUCAUGUUGAUAGAGGCAAUUCUUUCUUCUGGGAAAUUCUCUCAAGAUCCCUUGCCACUUCGGUUUCUCAGGGACAAAUUGACAAGGAAAAGCUUGAUUCUUACGAUGUGCAUUUUUAUGCACCAUCAACAAGUGAAAUAGAAGGUGAAGUGAGAAGGGAAGGGUCCUUCGAAGUAGACAGGUUAGAGAUGUUCGAGAUAGAGAGGGAAGCGAAGGAUGGAGAGAGCUAUGGCACAGCAGUGGCAAUGACAGUGAGGGCUAUCCAAGAAUCCAUGAUCUGCAACCAUUUUGGAGAUGGGAUAGAUUUAGACACCUUGUUUAACAACUAUGGGGAAAUGGUAGAUGAAGAAAUGGCUAAACAAGAAAUUAAACCCAUCACUUUUGUUGUAGUUCUUAAGAAAUUAUGAAUAUUUAUGUUAUCCAUCUAUUUAAACAUGUGUAUAUUGUUGCA
Messenger RNA from Theobroma umbraticum, 1208 nucleotides. Its product is annotated as S-adenosyl-L-methionine-dependent methyltransferases superfamily protein. The record is from RefSeq and is a predicted model, not a curated record. Gene Ontology annotation, molecular function: methyltransferase activity. NCBI's taxonomy places the organism in Eukaryota, Viridiplantae, Streptophyta, Magnoliopsida, Malvales, Malvaceae.